AUGCUGCUUGAUUUACCAAAUGAAAUGCUGCUGCGCAUCGCAGAGCAUCUGACAGUUACAGAGCAUAUAAGUGCUUUUGCUCAAGCGAACACCCACUUUUACAGCCUCCUAAAUCCCUUGCUUUAUCGUUAUGAUGUGCAACACCGUGAAAGUUCGGCAUUAUUAUGGGCUGCAGAGUAUGGGAGAAAGGUGACAGCUCGAAAGUCGCUAGAUCAAGGAGCUAGCUUGAAGGCUCUGUCUUACUCGCUUAAGCUAGCAGCAAAAAACGCGCAUGAGGAAGUGAUCGAACUUUUGCUUGCAAUGGAGGGCGUCGACCCAGAUUCCAAGGACUUAUUCGGACGGACGCCGCUGUCAUAUGCCACAGAACAUGAGAAUACGGCCGUUUUCAAGCUACUCCUCGCAACGGAGGGCGUCAACCCAGACUCCAGGGAUCAUAAUAACCAAACGCCGCUAUCGUACGCAGCGCAAGGGGAACAAGAGGAAGUGGUCAGGCUAUUGCUCGCAACAGAGGCAAAAAGAGGCUCCGAAGCAACGGUCAAGCAACUUCUCGGAAUCGAAGACGUCAAACCAGAUUCCAAGGACCUAUUUGGACGGACGCCGCUGUCGAAUGCCACAGAACAUGAGGAUACGGCUGUGUUCAAGCUACUGCUCGCAUCGGAGGGCGUUGACCCAGACUCCAAGGAUCGUAACAACCGAACGCCGCUUUCCCGUGCAGCACAGUUUGGAAAUCUAGCAGUGGUAGAGCUACUGAUCGCGACGGAACGUGUCAACCCAGACUAUAGGGAUUCUAAAGGACGGACACCGCUAUGGUAUGCAGCUGAAUACAAUCGUGGGGUCGUGGUCCUGCUACUGCUCUCAACUGAGGGCGUCAACCCAGACCCUAAGGACUCGUACGGAGGAACGCCAAAAUGGCUCUCUUCAUAUCGGCAGAUUCAUUAUAACCGUCUAGGUAGCUCUGCUAUCAAGACUUCCCAAUACUAA
Penicillium expansum is the source of this 981-nucleotide messenger RNA. RefSeq lists its product as uncharacterized. The transcript has 2 exons. Gene Ontology annotation, molecular function: protein binding. The record is from RefSeq and is a predicted model, not a curated record. The coding region runs from base 1 to 981 and encodes 326 amino acids. NCBI's taxonomy places the organism in Eukaryota, Fungi, Ascomycota, Eurotiomycetes, Eurotiales, Aspergillaceae.